Camellia sinensis is the source of this 703-nucleotide messenger RNA. Its product is annotated as iron-sulfur assembly protein IscA-like 1, mitochondrial. Gene Ontology annotation, cellular component: mitochondrion; cytoplasm. NCBI's taxonomy places the organism in Eukaryota, Viridiplantae, Streptophyta, Magnoliopsida, Ericales, Theaceae. Gene Ontology annotation, biological process: iron-sulfur cluster assembly. Gene Ontology annotation, molecular function: 2 iron, 2 sulfur cluster binding. The record is from RefSeq and is a predicted model, not a curated record.
UUAUCACCUAUUAACAUUCUAGACAGAGAGAGAGAGAGAUGGCAGCUUCUUCUUCCAGGAUGAUGGCAGCAGCCGGAGAAAAGGUGGGAGCCGCCGUCCGACGGCAAGCCCUCAGCUUAACUGAAGCGGCGGCCUCUAGAAUCCGCCACCUUCUGCAGCAGCGCCAACGCCCUUUUCUCAAGCUCGGCGUCAAGGCUCGCGGCUGCAACGGCUUAUCCUACACCCUCAAUUAUGCAGAUGAGAAGGGAAAGUUCGAUGAGUUGGUUGAGCAAAAUGGUGUGAAGAUAUUGAUUGAUCCAAAGGCUCUCAUGCAUGUCAUAGGAACCAAGAUGGAUUUUGUUGAUGACAAACUCAGAUCCGAGUUCAUAUUUAUCAAUCCAAACUCUAAAGGGCAGUGUGGCUGUGGAGAAUCUUUUCUGACAAGCAGUGCAGAAGCUGCGAAGACUGGUGGUAGCUUAGGAUCAUAAAUUGUGACAAAUUUGCAAUAAGGUAAAAUAUAAAUGUCUAAGAAUCCGUAAAUAUAUGUAUCAAAAGUUCAGAUUACUUGGGUCGUAUUUGUUUGUAUGGUGAAUUUCGUGGCCUAAAAAUGGUAGGACAAGGCUUUUGAAAACAUUGUGUUGCUUACAUUUUCAGUACAUUCAAGGUGACUACUGUAGUGACCAUGGUGGAGUCAGGAAGGAAUUCAGUAAAGAGGAGAUACAAA